UUUCCGAGAAAUCGAUUGACGGGAGUUGGCGCGCCUACGGGUAUACGGAAGCGCGCGCGCGCACGGCACUCUCUACGAUUGUUUGAGUGGUUGCUUUCCUCUAGGUCUUACGUCCGGACGCUACUUUUCCCCACCUCCUCCCCCGGGUGUUGACGACAGAACCUAGCUAUAUACCUAAGAGUAUGACCAGGGCUUCCGUCUAUCCCGUGAACCGUCGCGAGCUGCUUCGCCUGUACUAUUAGACACCCUCACAUUCAUAUGUCGGUGUCGCGUCGAGCGUUGAGAUGACCCGAAAUCCUUUACGGAGUAGCGUGCCUGCUUGGGUGGAGCUCUACGACGAACAUGCUCAUGGCUCUCGGCGGCAGAGAGAUGCUAAUCCCCCUCCACCCAGCGUCCGCCCUGAGCAGAGCAAAGGAAGCCGGCAACUUAAGCGCAGGGUUUCCAAGGAUGGCUUUGUCGACUGGGUCGACGAGAGACAGGGCAAUGUGUCCAAGCUCCCUGUCUUCCUCAGAAAACGCGCCGACAAACCGGGACGGCGAUGGGACCAUUUGCGCACGGCGGAACCCGUUAUUAUGGGACUCGGAUACCGGGCGCCGAAUGAAGACCCAUAUCAGAGAUGGAGAGAUUUUGUCCGGUCCUCCUCCUAUGGCCGAAGCCCUAAUGAGUUGUACGAGGUAGUGUCGUACAACGUUCUUGAGCAGCAGAUGCCAGGUCUCGAUAAGCCGGUACGGACUCCCCUUCAUCCCCUAGAUCCGAAGAUCAAGAAACAGUCCCGGAAGGACACCUUGGCUAUACGCUCCGGAGAUUUUGUGCUACGGCAUCCCAUCGCGCCUCUCAUCUUCCGCCUCGUAGUCUUGAUCACCACAAUUGCCGCCCUUGCCCUGGCAUCCAACAUUUUCCAGAGGGAGAAGGAUCCGGCCGAUCCCACCAGCAAUGCCCCCGAAACGUCGCAGGCAAUCGUGGCUAUCGUCAUCGACGUGGUGGCCAUCCCUUAUAUUCUAUACAUGAUAUGGGACGAGUACACGGGGAAACCUCUGGGAUUGCGAGCACCGGCACAAAAAGUGUCGCUCACCCUUCUGGAUCUCGUUUUCAUCGUCUUGAAAUCUGCUAGUACUGCACUAGCGUUCGAAGCGUUGGUUUAUCAUAGCGGCGAUGGGUUAUCGACUGAUCCCCAUCUGGCAGCAAUGGGAAAAGUGUCUGUGCAUUUAGCGAGAGGGCUCGCGGCGUUGACGCUGGUGGGAUUGAUCGCCUGGAUUCUGAAUUUCACCAUAAACGUAUUCCGGCUCGCAGAGAAGCUCGGGGGGAUAGAUAAUGUACAUGAAAAAUGAGCCAGGCAAGUAGCUCAUGAAUACAACGAAAAACCGGAUCGAAUAUUACCCCUGCCCGAUAUGGGGCUGCGACGUCUUCCUGCUUGGCUUCUUUCAGUAAGAGGAGCGUCCAUUCAUCCAUCGAGUAUUGACAGCAAGAUAUAGGAUCGGGGUAGGCAAAAAGGUCGGGACGACGACAAGAGACGUCUAAGUGGGGGCCCGCGGGUGGGCGUCCUCGAGACGGCAAACUCAUCGAAGAAAGCCCUAGCGAGGUGGGAAUGAGGUUCAACAGUACCUUCCUACCUACCUAACGCAAUUGGCACGCCUUCUGCACCUUAGGAACAUAUCAUGCGCAAUAGAGGUUGGGGUUCAUCCAUACACUCAACUUGCCUUUUGUAUAUAUCUCGGUCGCAUUUAUAGGUGCUUCCAAUGCAUGCUGCUUGGUCUGGGUACUUCCAUACCUACCUAGGUACCGAACCUGACCUCUACUAGGCGCCAGAUAGGUGGACAGUCACGUCAUAUGGGUUGGGGCACCUCAGGUGCAGGUACAUAUGUGUCCAUAUGUUAGGUUAGGCACCUUUAGGUACCUACCUAUGUUGGCAUAUAGGCACCUGGGCAGGUACGUACCUAGGUAGUAGGCAUUUAGGACGCUGUUAUGAUCGUUUAUAGUAGGG
Molecule: messenger RNA, 1981 nt
Organism: Durotheca rogersii
Lineage: Eukaryota; Fungi; Ascomycota; Sordariomycetes; Xylariales; Xylariaceae
Exons: 1
Coding region: 285-1328 (347 amino acids)
Biological process (GO): positive regulation of catalytic activity
Cellular component (GO): cell periphery; fungal-type vacuole
Source: RefSeq, a predicted model, not a curated record